This is a messenger RNA of Maylandia zebra (zebra mbuna), 1075 nucleotides long. RefSeq names its product coiled-coil domain-containing protein 172. Gene Ontology annotation, cellular component: cytoplasm. Lineage: Eukaryota; Metazoa; Chordata; Actinopteri; Cichliformes; Cichlidae. The record is from RefSeq and is a predicted model, not a curated record.
CUAGCCUCCUUAGGUUAGAUGGUCUGCUAGCUAACUGUUUAUUGACCCAGCUACUAAGCCAAAAUGAGUUUGGACACACUUUUUCAACAAAUUCUUUUAACUGAGCAACAGUUAGCAGAACAGACACAAAAAAUCAAGGAUGUCAAAAUAGCCAUCAUCAGAUGCAAUGAGAAGAUAAAGAGUGUCACUGAGCAGUAUGGAAAGAGCAAAGAGGAACUUGAUGAAAAGGCUCAGCAGUUGUCUGCAAUGAGGCUGCGGUGUGACCUGGCAAAGAAAUAUGAGAACCAGAUGUUAAAGCAAAUUGAAGAGCUGCUCUGUCAGAAGAACCACCUCAGGGAUCAUCUAACCAAGAUAAAGAUGGUGGCUAAAGAAGAGGAGGAAAACUUCCUUCAAGAGAUCUCAAGGUUUAACAGUGACUUCAGUCUUAAGGCGAACAGAGAAACAGUCUUCAAGAGCCAAACUCACACUGUGCUCCUGGAUCUGGAGAAGGAGGUGGAAUCGAUACACAAAGAGAAGGAGUUGAUGAGCUGCACAAACAGUCACAUGAGCUCCAUUGCAGAAGAGAAGAGAGCACUCCUGCUUGAACUACAGAGUCUGAAUGAUAUCGACGAAGACCUGGAUCGGCAGCUGAGUGAGGCUGAAGCAAUGACAGAAUCUCUGAGAUCGGAGAGCCAGCUUGUCAGUCAGAAACCUCUCACUGACAGCUCCUGUCUGAGGCUGAGGAAGGAGCUGGAGAUACACAAAGAAGGACAACUUGAGCAUCUGCGAGAGGAACUAAGCUCAGAAAUUCAAAAGCUGGACAGCAGCCAAGGGGCUGAGAAGUGUUAGGUUAGGCACGCUGAUAAUUUGCAAAGUUUAUCUUGUUUGUCUUAUGUUCAAAAACAAAGAUGCUGAUUUACAGACGGUUAGUUUCUGCUUCCCUGCUGUCUUUAUUCUUCUUUAUCUCCUAAGAGUCUUAACUAAGCCCUGGAUAAUAUUUGUUUUUCUAUGUGUGGAUUGAAUAUUUUCUUUCUGUUGGUCUUUACACUUUUGUGCCCAUUUCUGAGAAAAAAAAAAACAAGUUUAUUAAAAUGUA